Messenger RNA from Contarinia nasturtii (swede midge), 774 nucleotides. Its product is annotated as shootin-1-like. The transcript is spliced from 3 exons. NCBI's taxonomy places the organism in Eukaryota, Metazoa, Arthropoda, Insecta, Diptera, Cecidomyiidae. Bases 1 to 774 code for a protein of 257 amino acids. The record is from RefSeq and is a predicted model, not a curated record.
AUGGAGGAGGAUAUUCUGAAAAAAUUUAAUAUUCGUGGCUGCAAAGUAAUAUUGGAGCAGAAAAAUUUUGAUGAAUAUCGGCAAAAGCCAAAUCAGAGAAGAUCCAAGAGAAAACGGAGCAUUCAUACCGCAUCUCUACCUGAGCAAAAAAAAGUAUGUCACCAAUCAAUCACCAGCCGACAAUCGAAACAAUUAAUCGCUUGCCUUGGAUGUGGUGAACACCAAGUCACUAGUUCGAAAGCUGAUUUUUCAAAGCAUAACUGUCCGGGAAGAAUUGACACAGGAAAGAUAAAGCAAUGCAUUGAAGUUUUACAAAAAUCAAUGGAUGGAUGUAUUGAACCAGCUGAACUAUCACAGAUGAUUACAGCACCACCGCCACCACCGCCGCCACCGCCAAAACUGCUGUUAGCACCACCCUUGUUGAAACUCGUAAAGUCAAAGUCUCAGCCAGUUCAAAAACGGAAAAUUGUACACAGCAAACGUCAUUUAGAUUUGUGUGCAGAAUUACAUGAACGAUUCAAAAAAGUAUCUCAGCCGAAAAAUAAACUUUCAUCAACGUCGCCAUUCGAACCAAAUUCCUGUAAAUCGAAUUCCAUACAACCGAAGAUCAACGAUUUGUCGUCAACAAACAACACUGCAUUGAAACUGCAAACUUUGACAAACAAAGAGGAAAAUCAAAGUGAACUUUUAAAUAUUUUAAGAAAAAGAAUUCCAUAUGUACAGGACACAGACGAAGAAGGCGAUGAUGACGAAUGGAAUAAAGAAGAAAACUAA